AUGAAGAUCAAUCUGAUUUUCACCAUCUUCCUCACCAUAAUUUUGGGGAUACAAUCACCCAAUGGAACGAGUCAUUUGGCCACCGCCCAACAGUACCCUGAUGCCGACACCCUCAAGAAAAAUCCCGCCAAAUUAGACGAGGUCACCAAAUCCAUCUAUACUAGAUUCAAUGAUAUAUCCUUACUUUUUCAUGAUGAUGCCAUCAAUGAUCUUAGCUUCUGCAUGAAAAACAUAACUGCUGAGUGGAAUGAAGCUUUUGAUUUCUCUCAUGAUACGAAAUUCUUGUCAAACUGCAUCCAGAAAACCAAUGGAAAUAUUGCACGGCGCUUGUGCACUGCGGCAGAUAUAAAAUUCUACGUUACUGUUGUCUCAGAAACUGAAAAACAAGGAUUUAAGACGUCUAGUUAUGUGAAAGGUAACACAAACUGUAAUCUUACCUCUUGGGUUCCUGGAUGCGAGCCGGGUUGGGCUUGUGCUGUUGGGAAAGAUGUUGAGGUCAAUCUAAAAAACAAAGAUGAGAUGCCUUUUAGAACUUUCGAUUGUCAACCUUGUUGUGAAGGUUUCUUCUGUCCAACUGGUCUCACCUGUAUGAUACCUUGCCCUGCUGGCUCUUACUGUCCUCUUGCUCGUCUCAACCCAAAUACUAAUAUAUGCGAUCCAUAUCGCUAUCAACCACCUCCAGGAGUGACCAACCAUAGUUGUGGCGGAGCAGAUGUCUGGGCAGCUGUAGUGAAUAGUCGUGAGGUAUUUUGUCCAGCAGGGUUCUUCUGUCCGUCUUCCAUUGAGAAAUAUUCUUGCGAACCUGGGCAUUACUGCAGGCUUGGAUCAACAAAGCAAGCAGAGUGUUAUCAAUUGGCUAAAUGUGACAAAGAGGCUGAUCACCAGAAUAUCACUGCAUAUGGACUAAUGAUUUGUGGCGCGUUGACACUUCUGCUUCUCUUUUUUUACAACUGUACGGAUCAGGUUAUCUCCACUAGAGAAAGAAGGAAAGCAAAAUCAAGAGAAGCUGCUGCACUAAAUGCGAAGGAGUUAGCACAGGAAAGAUGGAAGUCUGCAAAAGAGGGUGCGAAGAAAAAAGCUGUUGGGAUACAAAGCUCAUUUUCACAAACAUUUUCUCGUAAGAAGCUUUCUAUAUCAGACAUGCCCAAGGAUCCAGGUCAAUCUAGCCUUGUACCUGGUGCCUUUUCAUCCAAAGAUGAAAGUGAGGAUCAGAACAACCUUACAUUGAUGAUGCGUGAUAUUGAAGAGGAUCCUGAAAGUCAUGAUGGUUUCAAUAUGGAGAUUGGAGAUAAAAGCACGAAGAAAGGGUUAAGACCCAAGAAGUUACAUACUCGUAGCCAAAUUUUUAAGUAUGCAUAUGGUGAGAUUGAAAAGGAAAAAGCGCUGCAGCAGCAAAAUUCAAAUUUGAGAUUCUCUGGGGUUAUUCCUAUGGCUACUGAUACAAAUAUCAGGAGUAGGCCAAGAAUUGAGGUUUCUUUUCAAAACCUGACUCUUACUUUGAAGGGAAAAAAUAAACAUCUCUUAAGGUGUGUGACUGGAAAAAUUUCACCCGGGCGUGUAUCAGCUGUGAUGGGUCCUUCUGGAGCGGGUAAAACAACAUUUCUUUCUGCUUUAACCGGAAAAGCAAGGGGAUGCACUGUAAAUGGAUCGAUUCUUAUAAAUGGGAAGAACCAAUCUAUGAACUCAUACAAAAAAAUUAUUGGCUUUGUUCCUCAAGAUGAUAUAGUGCAUGGCGACUUGACUGUGGAGGAGAAUCUUUGGUUCAGUGCCAAGUGCAGGCUUCCAGCAAAGCUUUCUCGAGCCGAAAAGGUUCUUGUUGUAGAAAGAGUUAUUGAGUCUUUAGGGCUGCAUCCUGUGAGGAAUUCUUUAGUUGGGACAGUGGAGAAGCGAGGAAUAUCUGGGGGCCAGAGAAAGCGAGUAAAUGUUGGUCUAGAAAUGGUUAUGGAACCUUCUCUGUUAAUCUUGGAUGAACCCACUUCCGGUCUGGACAGUUCUUCUUCUCAGUUGCUACUUAGAGCACUUCGCCGUGAAGCUCAUGAAGCAGUUAAUGUGUGCAUGGUGGUACACCAGCCAAGCUAUAGCUUAUUCAGGAUGUUCGAUGACUUGAUACUUCUGGCAAAGGGUGGCCUUGUUGCCUAUCUUGGUCCGGUGAAAAGAGUUGAAGAAUACUUUUCAGGCCUUGGUAUCCAUGUACCUGAGCGUGUCAAUCCUCCAGAUCACUAUAUCGAUAUAUUGGAGGGGAUUGUAAAGCCCAACACAAGCUCAGCGGUGAACUACAAAGAGCUUCCUGUCAAAUGGAUGUGUCAUAAUGGUUAUCCUGUACCACCAGACAUGAUGGGUUCUGAUUAUAAGGCAGGAUCUUCAGCUGGACUAGAUUCUGCUGAAGGCUCAAGCUCAGGCUCGACUGCCAGAGGGGCUGAUGAUCAAUCUUUUGCUGGAGAAUUAUGGCAGGAGUUCAAGCUCUUUAUUCACAUGAAGAGUGGCAAUUUUCUAAAUUGUUUCUCGAGGAAAGACUUAUCUAACCGCAUAACCCCUGGUGUAUGUCGACAGUAUAGAUACUUUCUGGGGAGGGUGGCAAAACAGCGAAUACGGGAAGCUAGGCUACAAGCUGUGGAUUUUCUGCUAUUGUUAAUAGCUGGAAUCUCUCUAGGAACACUUGCUAAAGUGAGUGAUGAAAACUUUGGAGCAGUUGGAUAUACUUACACCAUCAUUGCAUUUUCUUUACUCGGCAAGAUUGCGGCUAUGAGAUCAUUUACGUUGGAUAAGUUGCAAUUCUGGCGAGAACGGUCUUCUGGAAUGAGUUGCUUUGCGUACUUUUUUUCAAAGGAUACAAUUGACCACUUCAACACCGUAAUAAAGCCGGCAGUUUACCUCUGCACAUUUUAUUAUUUCAACCCCCCAAGGUCUUCCAUCUUGGAUAAUUACAUCAUCUUGCUUUGCUUGUUGUACUGUGUAUCUGGCUUUGCUUAUGCACUAGCCAUCUACCUUGAACCUGGUUCUGCCCAACUGUGGUCGGUGCUGCUUCCAGUCGUCUUGACUCUUAUCGCAAGCCAGAAUGAAGACAAGGGUUCGGUUGUAACUCUUCUCAAGAAGGUUUGUUAUCCUUCAUGGGCUUUGGAGGCAUUCUUACUAGCUAAUGCCGAAAGAUACCGAGCGGUGUGGUUGCUAACAAGAUGUGCUGCAAUUGCCAAGAGAGGUUAUGAUCUAAGGGACUGGAAACUUUGCCUGAUUCGGCUAUUAGUCUCUGGUUUAGUUUUUCGUAUUUUAGCUUUGUUCUUGUUAGUGGCCUUCCAGAAGAAGUAA
Cynara cardunculus var. scolymus (artichoke) is the source of this 3303-nucleotide messenger RNA. Its product is annotated as ABC transporter G family member 28-like. Gene Ontology annotation, molecular function: ABC-type transporter activity; ATP hydrolysis activity; ATP binding. The transcript is spliced from 14 exons. Lineage: Eukaryota; Viridiplantae; Streptophyta; Magnoliopsida; Asterales; Asteraceae. Bases 1 to 3303 code for a protein of 1100 amino acids. The record is from RefSeq and is a predicted model, not a curated record.